This is a messenger RNA of Hydractinia symbiolongicarpus, 3039 nucleotides long. RefSeq names its product NADPH-dependent diflavin oxidoreductase 1-like. The transcript has 17 exons. The record is from RefSeq and is a predicted model, not a curated record. Lineage: Eukaryota; Metazoa; Cnidaria; Hydrozoa; Anthoathecata; Hydractiniidae. Gene Ontology annotation, molecular function: flavin adenine dinucleotide binding; FMN binding; NADPH-hemoprotein reductase activity. Gene Ontology annotation, cellular component: cytosol. Bases 45 to 1850 code for a protein of 601 amino acids.
GCAUUCUGUUAAAUACAUAUCUACUACUAAUAUUAUCAACAAAUAUGGCUUCCGACACGAGGAUGUUCAACAUUCUAUUUGGAUCUCAAACUGGAACUGCAGAAGAUAUUGCUGAAAGAAUAGGAAGAGAAGCAAUUAGAAGACAUUUACUAGCGAGCGUUAUUUCGUUGGAUGAAUAUAAAAUUGGAAAUCUAAUCAAGCAGAAAGCUGUUAUAUUUGUCGUCUCCACCACAGGACAAGGCGAUCCACCCGACAAUAUGAAAAAGUUCUGGAAAUUUAUUUUACGAAAGAACCUGCCCUUAAACUCACUUGAAGGUGUUCACAUAGCAGUGCUUGGAUUGGGAGACUCUUCAUAUACAAAGUUCAAUUUUAUAGCCAAAAAACUUAACAAAAGACUAUUACAGUUGGGAGCUAAAGAAUUGGUAGAUGUUGGACUGUCUGAUGAACAGCAUCCAUUGGGUUUGGAUGCUACUGUUGAUCCAUGGCUUGAUAUGUUAUGGAGCAGAGUGUUGGAUAUCUAUCCAAUGCCUGUUGGUAAAAGUAUAAUUUCUCAAGAUCUUCUACUUCCUUCCAAGUACAGUAUUGAAACUACGGAUGUUUCAGUGUUGCAUACAGACAAAAAGAAAACAUCCCAAUAUGAAUCCUCACAUGCACCAUUUUGCAAAGAUAAUCCAUGGAAAGCCCAUAUAAUCUCAAAUGAGCGCAAAACUAGUAAAAAUCAUUUUCAAGAUGUUAGGUUAAUUCAGUUCAGUUUAAAAGGUUCCGGAUUAAGUUAUAAUCCAGGAGAUGUUUUAAUGAUUCAGCCAUGUAACAUAGAAGAGAAAGUAGAGGAAUUUCUUACGCUAGUGGGCUGGCAGCCUGACACGAAAGUAUCAAUUAAUGAAAGACCUGAUGGUCCGCACCUGCCAGAAAAAUUUCCAAGGACGUGCACUCUUAAAGAACUUUUUACUAACCAUUUAUCCAUCCAAUCCGUUCCGAAAAGAUAUUUUUUUGAGCUACUGUGGCACUUCACCACUUCGGAACUCGAAAAAGAAAGAUUGUUGGAAUUUUGUUCAGCUGAAGGACAGGAAGACCUGUAUGAUUAUUGUUACCGCCCAAAAAGAAGUUAUAUCGAGGUUUUGCAGGACUUUCCAGAUGCGUGUAAAAACCUCAAGCUAGAAUACUUAUUUGAUUUGUUCCCUUUGAUGCAACCUAGAGCCUUCUCUAUCGCAUCAUCUUUAGUCGCUCAUCCUGAGGUAGCUGAAAUAUUAAUGGCAGUGGUUAGCUACAAAACAAAAAUGUAUUAUCUUCGGAAAGGUGUCUGCUCCACUUGGCUGGCAUCACUCGAUAGAGUAACUUCAUUAGGAAAGCCUGUUCGAAUGUGGAUAGCGAAAGGAACCAUUGCAUUUCCGAAGGAUGACGAUACCCCAGUUAUCAUGGUUGGGCCAGGAACUGGAGUGGCGCCAUUUCGUUCUUUCAUUCAAGAGAGGGUUUCAAAUCAUGCGAAAGGACAAAUGGUUUUGUUUUUCGGUUGCCGUAGCAAGAACAAUGAUGAUUUUUUCAAAGACUAUUGGACAGAUGUAUCAUUAAAGGCUCCGUUAACUGUGUUUUCUGCGUACUCUAGAGAUCAGCCGGACAAGAUCUACGUUCAACAUAAAAUGAAAGAAUGUGGAGAUUUGAUAUGGAAGUUGAUAGAUAAAGAUCACGCCUACUUUUUCAUAGCUGGAAACUCAAAAGACAUGCCAAACGAUGUUUUAAACUGCUUAAAAGAAAUACUUGUACUGCAUGGUCGAUUUGACUCUGAAGAAGCAGACAUGUAUAUGAAAACAUUGGAGAUGAGAAGAAGACUUCAAUGCGAAACUUGGUCUUGACAAGACGCUGCUUCUAUGUGCUACGAUUGUUAUAGCAACAUCAAUUGGGAGGAAUGUAGUACUGACUUUGCAAUGAAUUGUUACGGCGACGCGAAUAGAUGUGGUUACAUAUACAGCAAGCGAUUGGGCACAAACUUUGAAGAGUUUACCCGAACUUGUCUUUCGAAGGAGAUGUGUGAUGGUAACCUGUGUAAGGGAGCGUCUGGAGCUCAACUAGAAAAAUGUACCGUCAAAUGCUGUGAUGCUGAGAAGUGUAACGAUGGCACGCCAUGAACACCAAUUUUUGCGAUGAUCGCACCUUAUUUGAUAAGUAACAGUUUUUUUUUUUUUUUUUUAUCAAGGAAGAAUAUUAUGUGGUAUUACACAGAACUGCACGUGUCAUUUUCCUUUCACCGAAAUUUUUAUUGUCAGAUGUGCAUUGCUAGUCCUAUUGAAGGAUUUUCUAGCACAUAUUUGUAAUUGUAGUAUACGUUGUUAAUAUAUGAGGUCUCACUCAUGUGUAUAAAACUUUAAUAGGAGAACCUUUAGCGAGUCCUAAAAUCCGCCAAUUUUUUCGCGAAUUAAAAGAUUGGGAAAAUUUUGUAAAAUUGAUUUUUUAGGAAUAUUCAGUAUGAUUUUUUGUUUAUAACUUUUACGAAUUAGCGGCUUUUAGUUCUCCAACCAAUUUUCGCGAAAACAAAUCCGAAUAUUAAGUGAAAAUAAUUUUAUCUUUUAUUAAAAUAAUUGUUUUGUAAUUUAUUAAUAUUGUUUGAGCAACGAUUCAAUUGUUCACAUUUUUUCGUGUUUAAGCAUUUUGUCUCUCUCCCCAGUUUUUACUCUUAAUGUGAUGGCGAUUAGUUAGGCCGAAUCAUUUCACCCUCCUCCUCACUUACCUCGUACAGGUUGUUCUUCAAUUGGUUUAUCUUCAAUUGCAUAACUCAACGAAAACCCUUGACCGUGUGAUGAUUGAUCGCUUACAAAUUUCAGACACAAAUCAUUUCCGCUCGACACAAAUUGACCAGGCGCAUCUUUGCCGCAUAAUUUGACAGAUGGGCGUAUUCCAAUUUCAGAACAUUUGCCAUCUGUGAUACGUAGAAAGUCGCCAAGACACUUUGGACCAGAGAACUGCGUAGGAGCCGCUACGAUGUCCAUACUAAAAAGAAAGAUUUGUGUACUUUAUGUAAUUUAAAAACAAUGCUUCUACUUUCAA